Cicer arietinum (chickpea) is the source of this 979-nucleotide messenger RNA. Its product is annotated as small ribosomal subunit protein uS8my. Lineage: Eukaryota; Viridiplantae; Streptophyta; Magnoliopsida; Fabales; Fabaceae. The record is from RefSeq and is a predicted model, not a curated record. Gene Ontology annotation, molecular function: structural constituent of ribosome. Gene Ontology annotation, biological process: translation. Gene Ontology annotation, cellular component: ribosome.
GAUCCAAAAGUUCCAAAUAGUACAGAGAAAAAAAAAACGAAAAGAAAAAAAAUAAGUUCAGGGUUGAGAUACGCAUAGAGUGGCGCAUCUUGGUGCUUGCAGCGUCGCGAGGUAGCGGCGGCGAACAAUUUCCGACUACCGUCAAUAGAGCUAUUUCUCAAUUGACGAACAAAACACUUAUCGCUUGGAUUGAGUUUACUGCUGGUGAAAACGGUAACAGUGCGUAACAAGAUCGAAACGAAGAGGGAUGGGAAGGAGAAUAUUGAAUGAUGCGUUGAGAAGUAUGGUGAAUGCGGAGAAGAGAGGGAAAACUUUGGUGGAGCUCAACCCUAUUUCCACCGUCAUUUCUUCCUUUCUCCAAAUUAUGAAACACCGCGGAUAUAUCAAGGACUUUCAGGUGUAUGAUCCCCAUAGAGUGGGGAGGAUCACAGUUGAACUACAAGGUAGAAUUAACGAUUGUAAGGCUCUUACAUACCGACAAGACCUGAAGGCAAAGGAUAUUGAAGCUUACAGAUUGCGCACCCUUCCAACACAUCAGUGGGGCUAUGUUGUGAUUACAACUCCUGAUGGUGUUCUGGAUCAUGAAGAGGCCAUGAAAAGGAAUGUAGGUGGUCAGGUUCUUGGUUAUUUUCAUUAAAAGUGUCCUUUAUCUUGUUAUUUUGGUCAGCCACUGUGUUCAGCUAAGUUUCCUGAUAAACUUUCAAUACAUUUGAUGAAAGAAUGUAUUAUUUAGCAAAGGAGGUUUCUUUAUUGUUGCUUUGUCAUGAAUGAAUUUUAUUGUGGCAGUUAAUGCCCGAUGAGCAUGAUGUAUUGGAUCUCAUGCUUUGUGGAAAUUAGCCAUGUCUUUGUUAAAUAAUAGACUAGACUUGAACGGAUAUUUGUAUCAUCUUAGUUCGUAAUCCACUUUAAAUACUGAGUGGCACAUGUGUAAUCCUCCGUAGUUUUAAUCAAGUUCAACCAUUAUGCACUGGUUUUCUUA